UGAAAUGUUAAUUUACGUAAUAAUUGAAUGUUUAAGGGUAUUGUACAAUGACCACGUUCCAUAGUUUCAACUUCCAGAAUAAUACAGAGUCUGAGGUUCUCUUUAACUAAAACGUUUAAGAUAGCAAUGAAUUCGGAAAAUCGAGUUGAUCGUCGUGAUACUAAUGAUGAUGGUACUACUAUUACUAACCCCAACAACGGCCUAACUCCAUUGCAACGGAUGAUAUCAUCAUGCUCGGGAGCAGUUAUAACGUCUUUGUUUGUUACUCCUCUUGAUGUUGUGAAAAUUCGGCUCCAAGCUCAGCAAAAGGAAUUCAUACGGAAUAAAUGUUUCCUCUAUUGCAAUGGUUUGAUGGAACACUUGUGUUUUUGUUUAAAUGGAAAUGGGAAUUCCAAUGGAAAUGGGCCGGUAACUUCACCACACUGGUAUAGAAGACCUGGUCAUUUUACUGGAACUUUGGAUGCAUUUAUCAAAAUUACUAGAACAGAGGGAUUAAGUUCUUUAUGGAGUGGGCUUCCACCUACAUUAGUUAUGGCUGUUCCUGCAACUGUGAUUUACUUCACCUUGUAUGACCAACUUCGUGAUUAUCUAGUACACAAUUUCACAGCUCCAAAACAGCCAGUAUGGGUUCCUAUGGUGUCUGGGGCAGCUGCAAGAGUUAUUGCUGUCACUGUGAUAAGUCCACUGGAACUUGUUAGAACAAAGAUGCAGUCCAAAAAACUAAGUUAUUUUGAAAUUGGAAAAGCUGUCCAUAGUUUAGUACAAGUUCAAGGCUAUUUGUCCCUUUGGAGAGGCCUAGAAUCAACUAUUCUUAGAGAUGUGCCAUUUUCAUGUAUUUACUGGGCCAGUUAUGAACAAAUAAAGAUACAAUUUCAAAUGGAACAACCUGGAUUUUGGUUCAGUUUUAGUGCUGGAGCAACUGCUGGAACUGUAGCAGCUGUAUUGACUCUUCCCUUUGAUGUGGUUAAAACACAUCGACAGAUAGAGCUAGGAGAAAUGGAAAUUCUUGCUAAGAGCAGUAAUAAGCAACUGACUAGCACAUACGAUAUACUGAGGAACCUUUAUCGUCAAAGGGGUUUCAGAGCAUUAUUUGCUGGUAUUGUUCCAAGAGUAGUAAAAAUUGCUCCAGCCUGUGCCAUCAUGAUUAGCACCUACGAAUUUGGUAAGGCUUUCUUCCGACAACAUAAUAAUGCCCAUCGUGGAGUUCAAACUCUUUGAUCAACUGUAUAUAGACGUUUUUUUUUGCAUUUGAGUUGUUGACUGAAGAGCAGCAAGAAAAGUUUAUUCUGUCCAUUUUAUAUUUUCUGUAUAAAAUGUUCCAGGGCAAGAAGGAAAGUUAUAUGGUGUCUAGUAUUUUUGACUAGCUGAUCUUGCUGUCAGAAGAGAAUGUUGUUUUACAUUCAGCAAAUCUGAUUAGCUGGUCCAGGACAAAAAAAGAAAGAAAAUGGCUAACAUAUUUCCAGAAUGAUGUUUAUAGACAAGAACCAAAAAUGUCAACGUCUUGUGCUUCCUAAUGGUGCCUUAUAAUAUUCAUUUUAUUUCAUUGAAUACUAGAUACUAGGCACUUCAUUAUUAAAAGAUAAAUAUUUAAUGUUAAUCAGUACGAUUUCUUUUUUUGAUUAGCUUUUUUCUGUCCCCCACCCCUUUAUGUAAACAUUUUAGUUUGGAAAUGGGUUUUUCCUUUUCUUAACUUAUUUGUAAUUAUAGUUUUUUAUGUUACUCAGAAUUGGGUUUUUAGCCAAGAGGAGGUUUGAAAGACCUUGGCUAAGUCAAAUAGUGUGGCUAAACAGAGUUAAGGGCAAUGUAUAUAUAUAUAUAUAUGUAUGGUUAUUGUAGAACUGAUUAUUUUCUUUCUGCUUGUUGAUGCAUGUACAUAUUCACAUUUGAUUGGUUGAAGUCAGUACAGACACUAAAACUUGUAGAGAUUGUCAAAUAAAUAUUCAAACUUCUCUGAAGAAAA
Limulus polyphemus (Atlantic horseshoe crab) is the source of this 1960-nucleotide messenger RNA. RefSeq names its product solute carrier family 25 member 40-like. Gene Ontology annotation, biological process: mitochondrial transmembrane transport. The record is from RefSeq and is a predicted model, not a curated record. Lineage: Eukaryota; Metazoa; Arthropoda; Merostomata; Xiphosura; Limulidae. The coding region runs from base 127 to 1218 and encodes 363 amino acids. The transcript has 11 exons.